AUGACGAUAGAAAUUGAGACAAUCUACCAGGAUAGAGAUGAAACGAAGGCUGACAUCAUAAAACAUGUCGUGGACCAGUUGGGUGAGAAAACCAAGCAAGACCAGUGUGAUCAGCCGCUGUGGGUUUUGGGUUACGGUUCGUUAAUUUUCAAGCCUCCCCCACACGCAAAGUACCGCAUCAAAGGGUAUAUCCAUGGCUUUAUAAGGAGGUUCUGGCAAAGUUCCUCGGACCACCGUGGUACGCCUGAGUCCCCAGGCCGCGUGGUGACUCUGGUGACUUUGGAGGAUGUGGUGAAAAAUUCCAGGUUUCACAGUGAUGCCCUGGAAUACGAACUCUCAUCCAAGAGCAUUCACGAAGCCUCCGAAAAAGACCUCAAAAUUUGGGGCUGCAUAUAUUACAUACCGGCCGAGUUUGCAAGAGAAGUGGGAGAUUAUUUGGAUGUGCGCGAACAGGACGGAUAUUCCAUACAUACUGUGAACUUCAACAUGGUGCUGAGCGAAGACCAGUCUGGCGAUGUCGAAUUGUUAGAUGCAAUAGCACAUCUGGACAAAAAUGCCAUUGGUCAUCCAAUGAUCAACUCUAUGGUGUAUAUUGGAACAGUUAGCAACGAAUCUUUUGUCGGACCUGAAGAUUUACAGGAAACUGCCAGUAUUAUAGCCUCUAGUGUGGGGCCAAGUGGACCCAAUAUUGAGUAUCUGCUGGAAUUGGAGGCUUCUCUGGACGAUUUCAAGCAACAGGACCGGUAUAUCAAAGAACUUUCCCAGAGAGUACGUGCAAUCUUAGAUUCAGAACCAAGAGUCUGA
Kuraishia capsulata CBS 1993 is the source of this 804-nucleotide messenger RNA. RefSeq lists its product as uncharacterized. The coding region runs from base 1 to 804 and encodes 267 amino acids. Gene Ontology annotation, molecular function: gamma-glutamylcyclotransferase activity; glutathione specific gamma-glutamylcyclotransferase activity. Gene Ontology annotation, cellular component: cytoplasm. Gene Ontology annotation, biological process: glutathione catabolic process. Lineage: Eukaryota; Fungi; Ascomycota; Pichiomycetes; Pichiales; Pichiaceae. The record is from RefSeq and is a predicted model, not a curated record. The transcript has a single exon.